Diversispora eburnea is the source of this 345-nucleotide messenger RNA. The record is from the annotation of a GenBank genome assembly. NCBI's taxonomy places the organism in Eukaryota, Fungi, Glomeromycota, Glomeromycetes, Diversisporales, Diversisporaceae.
AUGAAAUUAGAUUAUGAUCAAGUCUUAGAGGAAGCGAUUUCUACUGAACGUUCAGCGCCCUUGCCUCUCGAGACUCCUGAAUGUUUUAAAAUUUCCACCAAGAAAUCUGGUAUAGAACAUAUAUUGAUUUAUCGAGGAGUAAGAGAAGGAAUUACUCCCUUGGAACACUUUGAAAAAUAUUUAAAACGCGUACAAGAUAUAGAAACAGAAACAGAAGACGAAGAUGCCCCCUCGUCGACAGGUUUAAGUGCUACAAAGAAAGAGAUUAUGGUUCAAGCAAUAUUAGACAUUGCUAAUGUAACAGCAGAUCAAAUAUUUUCACGUAACUUCCCCUAUUCUCUAUAA